AUGCAACUCAUCUCUAUCUUGACCUCCCUCGCCUUGACAGCCACCACGAUCGCCGCUCCCAGCGCUGAUCUCGAGGAAACGAAGCAAAUUAAUUCAACAGUCAAGGCCGCUCAAGCCGGUAACUGGGAGUACUGUGCCACCGACUUCUGGACUACUACCAAGCGGGUGGUUGUUAUCAGCAGGCCGAUUGCCGGAACAAAGCGAGGAGUAUGGAUACCACGGACUUUAGCUGCGGCUACUUCCGUCCGUACACUUGCUGGGUUGUAA
Molecule: messenger RNA, 267 nt
Organism: Aspergillus alliaceus
Lineage: Eukaryota; Fungi; Ascomycota; Eurotiomycetes; Eurotiales; Aspergillaceae
Exons: 2
Coding region: 1-267 (88 amino acids)
Source: RefSeq, a predicted model, not a curated record